This is a messenger RNA of Trichoderma atroviride IMI 206040, 372 nucleotides long. RefSeq lists its product as uncharacterized. The record is from RefSeq and is a predicted model, not a curated record. NCBI's taxonomy places the organism in Eukaryota, Fungi, Ascomycota, Sordariomycetes, Hypocreales, Hypocreaceae.
AUGUCGCCAAUCUUAAACCCUGCUCCAACGUCGUCUCUUGCUCGCAGGACGAGGACUCCGGUCACUGGAUUGGGUCAGGCCCGUCAGCACCAGAACCAAGCGCAUGUCGCUGGUCCCGAUUUCGGUGCUUCUGAGAGCGAGAGCGAGCGGAAGGGCGCCGAGAGAGAGAGAGAGAAGAGAAAAGUUGCUCUUCUCAAAGGCGAUGGACGAUACGACCUGUUCGUGCGGAUGCGUGUCAUGCAUGGAUCCAGCGCUGAUCCUUCUGGGGAAGCGGGCGCAAGCAACCGAUCGGACUCGAUUCACGAGCAAUGGAAGAAGAUAUAAGCUUGGUGUUUGACCACCUUUUCUCUCACCCCUUAUCUGCUGCUAUAG